AUGACGGGUGCCUCAGUGAAAGUGGCGGUGAGGGUUCGGCCCUUUAAUGCCCGUGAGACCAGCCAGGAUGCCAAGUGUGUGGUCAGCAUGCAGGGCAGCACCACCUCCAUCAUCAAUCCGAAACAAAGCAAGGAUGGCCCCAAAAGCUUCACCUUUGACUACUCCUACUGGUCACACACUUCGGCUGAGGACCCCCAGUUUGCAUCUCAGCAACAGGUGUAUCGGGACAUUGGAGAGGAGAUGCUGCUCCACGCCUUUGAGGGCUACAAUGUGUGCAUCUUUGCCUACGGGCAGACCGGGGCUGGGAAAUCCUACACCAUGAUGGGCCGGCAGGAGCCAGGGCAGCAGGGCAUCGUGCCCCAGCUCUGUGAAGACCUCUUCUCUCGUGUUAGUAAGAACCAGAGCGCUGAGCUCUCCUAUUCUGUGGAGGUGAGCUACAUGGAGAUCUAUUGUGAACGGGUACGCGACCUCUUGAACCCCAAGAGUCGGGGUGCUCUGCGGGUCCGGGAGCACCCCAUCCUGGGCCCCUACGUGCAGGACCUGUCUAAAUUGGCUGUGACCUCUUAUGCAGACAUUGCCGACCUCAUGGACUGUGGAAAUAAGGCAAGGACUGUGGCUGCCACCAACAUGAAUGAGACCAGCAGCCGCUCCCAUGCCGUCUUCACCAUUGUCUUCACACAGCGUUGCCAUGACCAGCUCACUGGGCUGGACUCCGAGAAGGUUAGUAAGAUCAGUUUGGUGGACCUUGCUGGGAGUGAGCGGGCUGACUCCUCAGGAGCCCGGGGCAUGCGCCUGAAGGAAGGUGCCAAUAUAAACAAGUCCCUGACUACUCUAGGGAAGGUGAUCUCUGCCCUUGCGGAUAUGCAAUCAAAGAAGCGGAAGUCGGAUUUUAUCCCUUACAGGGACUCUGUGCUCACCUGGCUACUCAAGGAGAAUUUGGGUGGGAACUCACGCACAGCAAUGAUUGCAGCCCUGAGCCCCGCAGACAUCAAUUACGAGGAGACUCUCAGCACCCUCAGGUAUGCUGACCGCACCAAGCAGAUCCGCUGCAAUGCCAUCAUCAAUGAGGACCCUAAUGCCCGGCUGAUCCGGGAGCUGCAGGAGGAGGUGGCGCGGCUGCGGGAACUGCUGAUGGCUCAGGGGCUCUCGGCCUCUGCUCUGGGAGGCCUGAAGGUGGAUGAGGGGAGCCCUGGAGGUGCUCUGCCAGCUAUAGCGUCUCCCCCUUCCCCAGCUUCACCCUCAUCUCCCCCUAUACACAAUGGGGAACUGGAGCCAUCAUUCUCCCCCAAUGCUGAGCCCCAGAUUGGGCCUGAGGAGGCCAUGGAGAGGCUGCAGGAAACAGAGAAGAUCAUAGCUGAACUGAAUGAGACCUGGGAAGAGAAACUACGCAAGACUGAAGCCCUGAGGAUGGAGAGAGAAGCAUUGCUGGCAGAGAUGGGAGUGGCUGUCCGGGAAGAUGGGGGAACCGUGGGUGUCUUCUCUCCGAAGAAGACUCCCCAUCUGGUGAACCUGAAUGAAGACCCGCUGAUGUCAGAAUGUCUGCUCUACCACAUCAAAGAUGGUGUUACCAGGGUCGGCCAGGUGGGUGUGGACAUCAAGCUCACCGGGAAGUUCAUCCGGGAGCAGCACUGCGUGUUCCGGAGCAUCCCUCAGCCGGACGGAGAAGUGGUGGUCACCCUGGAGCCUUGUGAAGGAGCCGAGACCUAUGUCAAUGGGAAACUGGUGACCGAGCCGCUGGUGCUGAAGUCAGGGAAUAGGAUUGUGAUGGGCAAGAACCACGUUUUCCGCUUCAAUCACCCGGAGCAGGCACGGCUGGAACGGGAGCGAGGGGUCCCCCCACCCCCAGGACCACCCUCUGAGCCCGUGGACUGGAACUUUGCCCAGAAGGAGCUGCUGGAGCAGCAAGGCAUUGACAUCAAGCUGGAGAUGGAGAAGAGGCUGCAGGACCUGGAGAAUCAGUACCGGAAAGAGAAGGAAGAGGCUGACCUUCUGCUGGAGCAGCAGCGGCUGUACGCGGACUCUGACAGUGGCGAUGACUCUGACAAGCGCUCCUGUGAAGAGAGCUGGAGGCUCAUCUCCUCUUUGAGGGAGCAGCUGCCGCCCACCACAGUCCAGACCAUCGUCAAGCGCUGUGGCCUGCCCAGCAGCGGCAAGCGCCGCGCCCCACGCAGGGUGUAUCAGAUCCCGCAGCGCCGGCGGCUGCAGGGCAAAGACCCCCGCUGGGCCACCAUGGCCGACCUGAAGAUGCAGGCAGUGAAGGAGAUAUGCUACGAGGUGGCCCUGGCUGACUUCCGCCACGGGCGGGCCGAGAUCGAGGCCCUGGCCGCCCUCAAGAUGCGGGAGCUGUGCCGGACCUACGGCAAGCCGGAGGGUCCCGGGGACGCCUGGAAGGCCGUGGCCCGGGAUGUCUGGGACACCGUGGGCGAGGAGGAAGGCGGCGGAGGUGGAGGUGGAGGUGGCGAGGAGGGAGCCCGCGGGGCAGAGGUGGAGGACCUCCGGGCGCACAUCGACAAGCUGACCGGGAUCCUGCAGGAGGUGAAGCUGCAGAACAGCAGCAAGGACCGGGAGCUGCAGGCCCUGCGGGACCGCAUGCUCCGCAUGGAGAGGGUCAUCCCCCUGACCCAGGAUCAUGAGGAUGAGAACGAAGAAGCCAAUGAGGCCACCUGGGCCACGCCCCCAGGGUCAGAGGUCGUAGAGGAGGAAGCCCCCAAUGACCACGGGCCCUCAGCCCGGCCCGCUUCGCCACCCCAGUCCAGCUGGGAGCGGGUGUCACGGCUGAUGGAGGAGGACCCUGCCUUCCGUCGAGGCCGCCUUCGCUGGCUCAAGCAGGAGCAGUUGCGGCUGCAAGGACUGCAGGGCUCUGGGGGCCGGGGUGGGGGGCUGCGCAGGCCCCCCGCCCGCUUCGUGCCCCCUCACGACUGUAAGCUGCGCUUCCCCUUCAAGAGCAACCCCCAGCACCGGGAGUCCUGGCCGGGGAUGGGGAGCGGGGAGGCCCCAGCGCCACCCCCGCCCCCUGAGGAGGUUACUCCCCCAGUGGUCACCCCUGCCCGCAGGCCGCCGAGUCCCCGAAGGUCCCACCGUCCCCGCAGGAAUUCCCUGGAUGGAGGGGGCCGGUCCCGGGGAGGGGGUGCUGCACAGCCCGAACCUCAGCACUUCCAGCCUAAAAAGCACAACUAUUAUCCCCAGCAGCCCCAACCCUACCCGGCCCAACGGCCCCCAGGGCCCCGCUACCCCCCAUACACUACUCCCCCGCGAAUGAGACGGCAGCGCUCGGCCCCUGACCUCAAGGACAGCGGGGCGGCGGUGUGA
Messenger RNA from Pipistrellus nathusii (Nathusius's pipistrelle), 3309 nucleotides. The record is from the annotation of a GenBank genome assembly. NCBI's taxonomy places the organism in Eukaryota, Metazoa, Chordata, Mammalia, Chiroptera, Vespertilionidae.